UUGAUAAAUGUCAGUGUAGAAUAAUAAAUAAAUAAAAAAAAUAAUUUUAUCUUCCUGUUUUUAUUUUUAAUUUAAAGAAAAUCAUGAGAGCAGCCAAUCAAGCUGAAAUUCUACGAGCUCAUCAACGAGACGACGAGUUCCUCAAAGAAUUAGACGGAAAAUUACAAAAAUUUCUGAGUAAAAUAAAAAAUAAUAAACUCACACAAUGGCAGAGCGAGAUCGUGCGAUUUGUGUAUUUUAUCUUCACAUCCGGCUCGGAAAACUUGACUUUAGGAGAAGAGUACACGGGAAUAACGCAAGCGAGUAUCAAAAACCGGAAAAUAGUCACCAUACACGCCCGAGUUCUGUGCUUGCUCCUGGAGCUCUUCGGAGAAAGAGAGCUGCUGAAAAUAGUCGACAGAUUAAAGCAAUCAGCGGCUCGCAGCGAUGACUUGAAUCACAAAGAAGCUUGGUUGAAUAUUUUAAACCUAGCUAGACUUUUUAUUCCAGUCGCUGUUGUAUUCCAGAAGUGUAUGUUCUACUUGAUGAAUUCCCGGUUCAGCAUCAGCCGACAAAUCGCCGGGAUUGACUACGCUAAAGUUUUUGGGAUGAGCCCGACGGGAGACGUUAGCUGGGGAUUGAAAUUCCUGGGAAUAAUCACGCUGAUCCAGUGCGUGUUACAGAUCCGGCAAGCUGGCUUUAAUAAGGACAAGGACUAUGAUGACGCUGGUCAAGAUCACGCUGGUCAGCUUGCAAGUAGUAAUGAAAAAGUUGCUAAUUGCCAGCUUUGUUUCGAAGCACAGCCGUCCGCUGUGACUCCGUGUGGUCAUUUGUUUUGUUGGAAUUGUUUGGCAGAAUGGGCUAGGGUCCAAUCACAAUGUCCGUCUUGUCGAGAGUAUUUAAUUUCUUCAAGGAUUGUUCCUUUACUUAAUUUAUGAUUUUUUUUUAAUUGUACUUUCUUUAAUUGAUUAUUAAUUAUUUUUUAAUACUUAAGGAUUUUAUUUUACUGAGAAAAAGAAAAAUCCAAUAACAUUUUGAUUUUCUUACUUAAGAUCAAUUACUUUUAUAUA
Cotesia glomerata is the source of this 1049-nucleotide messenger RNA. It is a transcript of the gene Pex10, whose product is annotated as putative peroxisomal biogenesis factor 10. The transcript has 2 exons. Bases 84 to 917 code for a protein of 277 amino acids. Gene Ontology annotation, cellular component: peroxisomal membrane. The record is from RefSeq and is a predicted model, not a curated record. Gene Ontology annotation, biological process: protein import into peroxisome matrix. NCBI's taxonomy places the organism in Eukaryota, Metazoa, Arthropoda, Insecta, Hymenoptera, Braconidae. Gene Ontology annotation, molecular function: zinc ion binding.